Messenger RNA from Monodelphis domestica (gray short-tailed opossum), 7111 nucleotides. It is a transcript of the gene ZBTB7C, whose product is annotated as zinc finger and BTB domain containing 7C. Gene Ontology annotation, biological process: regulation of transcription by RNA polymerase II. Gene Ontology annotation, molecular function: protein binding; RNA polymerase II cis-regulatory region sequence-specific DNA binding; DNA-binding transcription factor activity, RNA polymerase II-specific. Lineage: Eukaryota; Metazoa; Chordata; Mammalia; Didelphimorphia; Didelphidae. The record is from RefSeq and is a predicted model, not a curated record.
AUGUUAUAUUAUAAAUUAUAAAUAAAUACUAUAUAUAUUGUUUCCUUUGUGACCCUAUAUAUUUUAUACAAUUAAAACUAUUAUUCUGAGAAGGGAUCUAGGGUACCCCAAAAAGUUCAGAACUGCAUUUUACAAAUUAAGGAGUUGAGGCUCAACAAGGUGAAGUGAUUACUCAGGAUCAAAGGGUGGAAAACCCCCAGAACUAGGGCCCAGGUUCUCCAACUCCACAGUUCCUUUUUGAGUGGAGGAGGAAUUUCUGGGCAGGGACGACUUCUGGAAGCCACUCACAAACCGCCACAUAGGUGGCCACUUGCUCCCUCUAUACUUAGGAUCUGCUGGUCUCGUCCUUGGCCUUAUGCCAUUUCCUUUUAAUUAUAUCUUUUUUAUAUUUGGAUUUGCAUCUGACUUUGAGGAAACUGAAAGGCUGACAGGCUCAUUUUCUGAACACUCCCAGAAACAUGCUCUUAGACACAUGCAUAGAGAAAAGGAAACAAUAUAUUAUAACUGAAUGAGGGAGAUCAAAAUGCUGGUUGAGGGAAGUGUUUGUAGAAUUGAAUUAAAUUGAAUUACUAACUAGGGGGAUCCGAGAAGGAGGCUUCCAGGAGCAGGAGACAUUGCUUAAAUGCCAAACUGGAAGGAAUAUGGGUUCACUUCAUCCUAUAACAUCAGUUAGACCCCUGUACUCCAUAUAGAAAGUGUGUUGUUGUUAAGUCAUUUAUUCAUGUCCAACCCCUCAUGACCCCAUUUGGGGUUUUCUUGGUAAAAAUACUGGCAUGCUUUUGCCAUUUCCUUCUCCAGCUCAUUUGACAGAGGAGGUAACUGAGGCAAAUAGAGUUAAGUGACUUGCCCAGGUCACACAAUUAGUUGGAGUGUCUGAGGCAGGAUUUGAACUCAGAUCCUCCUGAUUCCAGGAUCCACUGUGCCACCCAACUGUCUUAUAGCAAGAGCACCCCUGUCCUCUUCCAGGGGCUAUCCCUCAUAACCAUCCAUCUCUCAAAGAUCCCAUUCCUGCUGGGACAGGACUUAUAUGAUUAAAACUUCUCUGGUCAACUUGGGAUUACGCCUAUGCCCAGCAUCUCAGAUGGUCUUGAUAUGUGGGUCACAAGCAGCGGUGAAAGCUGUUGAACAGCCAGUUCUCAGAUUUCUGAACAGCAAAUGAAUCCAUGAUCCAGAAUAUGUAUUUGCUGAUAAUUUUAUGAAACAGCAUUGGAAAUGGUACCAGGUCCACAUCCACUCCUAAUGGGUGAUUCAGCCCAUUUUACAGAUUCAAUCUAGUGAGCACUUAGAUUCAUGAGCUAGGCAAUGCUAAGCCUUACUUACACCAAAUUCCACACUAUAAAUGGGAAUAUGAUCACAGUAUGAGAGGCAUAAACAGAGCUCUCUGGGAUAUUGGGGAAGGGGGGCAGAGAUUAGGUCCAAUUUAUAGGUCUUGACACCUAGGUGUAUUUCAUUGGAGGGAGGGGAAAAGAAUUGAAUGAAAUAAGGAGGGCAGAAUUAUGGGAGAGGGAGGAAUCAAAGAAGACUGAAAUGCUGAGCUUGGGUGACUGGAGGAAGUUGGCACCACUGACAAAUUUUUAAAAAUUGGAAGGAGGAGCAGAAGGGGGGCUAACAUUGGAGAGUGGGGUGCAAAAACUUUUUUGUCCAUUUUGGACAUAUAAAACUUGAAGGCCCCUAGAGAUGGAAAUACUCCCACAGGGGUCACAGUGUCUAUUCAGAGUUCAGGCCAUUCUCUUCUCUUUUGGGUGUUUCUAAAUCCCAUUUUAGGGUCACAGCCUAACCAGCAGAGUGUUCAGGGGUCACUGUGCACCCAUGCGGUUUUUAAGGCAGUCAGUUCCAAUCUAACACUUUAUAACACCACCUAGGGGUGUUCCUAAUCCUCCACCUGGACUGUUGUUGGAAGAAAGCUGUAGUUACUGUGUUUCCCUCCUGGGUUCCCCUCCUUUUACCAUUUGAGUGACAAUUGAGCUGCUGUUUAAUUUGGUUAAGUUAUGCCCAGGUCCUUCAAGGAGAAAACAUAUAAUUCUAGUAAUUUUAUUGAACUCAAGUUUCAGGCAAAUGGAAGUAAAAUUGCUUUUAGAAGCAAAGGAUACAUACAAAUGAAUAAAACAAUAAUAAUUUUUUAAAGCCACCCCCGAUUCCUGAUAAAUGUAUGAGGUAUUUUAUGAUAUGUUGGAGGAGAGACACUCAGAGGAAAGGGUAGGAAAAACCCCCUAACGCCCUGCUUUCUUUUCUGUCUUUCUCUUUGAAAAGAAUUUAAUUUGCCUGUUAUAAAGUGAAGCCUGAAAAGCUACUGGUAAAAUUGGUACUUGUCCCACAUGGUGCUCAGAGCUUAAUAGUACAGGUGGACGCAAGCGGCUGACUGCCAAAUACUUUUGGUUUAGAGGGAGGGGUGGGAGUGCAUUCUCAGAACCACUCCUGGAAUGGCUUAGCUUGCUUCACACAAAUCAAUGACAACCUCCUGUCGGCUGCAGGCACCCAUGAGCUACUUUUCCACUUUAAUUCCUAUAAAGCGACACUGGUGGCUUUUAUGAUAGGAGCCGGGCUGGAGCGAGAGGAGACCGAAGGGACAGAAAGGGCUCUGGAUGAGAACAUGGCCAAUGGCAUUGACGAACUGAUCGGCAUUCCCUUCCCCAACCACAGCAGCGAGGUGCUGUGCAGCCUCAAUGAGCAGCGGCACGAUGGCCUGCUCUGCGAUGUGCUCCUGGUGGUCCAGGAGCAGGAGUACCGCACCCACCGGUCCGUCCUGGCUGCCUGCAGCAAGUACUUCAAGAAGCUCUUCACGGCGGGGACUUUAGCUGACCAGCCUUACGUCUACGAGAUUGACUUCGUCCAGCCGGAGGCGCUGGCCGCCAUCCUGGAGUUUGCCUACACCUCUACGCUCACCAUCACAGCCUCCAACGUGAAACACAUCUUGAACGCUGCCAAAAUGCUGGAGAUCCAGUGCAUCGUCAACGUGUGCCUGGAGAUCAUGGAGCCCGGAGGGGAUGGGGAAGAGGAGGAUGACAAGGAGGAUGAUGACGACGAAGAUGAGGAGGACGAGGAAGAGGAUGAGGAGGAAGAAGAUGAAGAGGAUGAGGAUGAGGACGAUGAGACGGAAGAUUUUGCUGACCAGGAAAACCUUCCCGAUGCCCAGGACAUCAGCUGCCCCCAAAGCCCCUCUAGGACAGAUCACCUCACGGAGAAGGCCUAUGCAGACACCCCCAGGGACUUCUCCAACCCUUUCCAGGCCAAUGGCAGCCCUGGUCAUCUCGGGGUCAUCCGGGACUUCUCCAUUGAGUCUUUGCUGAGGGAAAACCUCUACCCCAAAGCCAACAUCCCUGACAGAAGGCCUGCCUUAUCUCCCUUUUCCCCAGGCUUCUUUCCACACCUCUGGCCUGGAGAUUUUGGUGCCUUUGCCCAGCUGCCCGAGCAGCCCAUGGACAAUGGACCCCUAGACCUGGUCAUCAAAAAACGCAAGAUCAAGGAAGAGGAGAAGGAGGAGCUCCAGCCCCCACCCCCGCCCCCCUUCCCUGGGGACUUCUUCAAGGACGUGUUCGCCGACCUGCCCGGGGGACCCCUGGGACCCAUAAAGGCUGAGACCGACUAUGGCGCCUAUCUCAACUUCCUGAGCGCCACCCACCUGAGCAGCAUCUUCCCCCCGUGGCCCCUGGCCGAGGAGCGGAAGCUGAAGCCCAAGGCGUCCCAGCAGUGCCCCAUCUGCCAUAAGAUCAUCAUGGGGGCAGGGAAGCUGCCGAGGCACAUGAGGACGCACACUGGCGAGAAGCCCUACAUGUGUAACAUCUGUGAGGUUCGAUUCACCAGGCAGGACAAGCUGAAGAUCCACAUGAGGAAGCACACAGGUGAGAGGCCUUACCUGUGCAUCCACUGCAAUGCCAAGUUUGUGCACAACUAUGACCUCAAAAACCAUAUGCGCAUUCACACAGGUGUCCGGCCCUACCAGUGUGAAUUCUGCUACAAGAGCUUCACCCGCUCCGACCACCUUCACCGCCACAUCAAGCGUCAGAGCUGCCGGAUCUCCCGGCCCCGCCGAGGGCGCAAGCCCGCCGCUUGGAGGGCUGCCAGCCUGCUCUUCGGCCCUCCCCCGACGGAGGAGAAGGCCUUCAUGAUGCCCCCGACCCUGGGGGAGAUCGGUGGCCACCUCGGGGGCGCAGCCAUGUGCCUGCCGGGCCCCAGCCCCCCCAAGCACUACCUGGGGACCCCCAAGGCCCUCAGCCUGCAGGAGCUGGAACGGCAGUUCGAAGAGACCCAGAUGAAGCUGUUUGGGAGGGCGCAGCUGGAGGCUGAGAGGAGCGGGGGCCUCUUUGCCUUCGCCUUGGCAGAGAACAUGGCUGCCCGGCCCUACUUCCCUCUCCCGGAUCCCUGGAGUGCCGGGCUUGCUGGCCUCACAGGGCUGGCGGGACUCAACCACAUGGCCUCUAUGUCCGAGGCGAACAACUAGCUCCGGCUCCUGCCAGGCCCCAUCCGUGUCCUGCUCCUCUUCCGUACCAAGCCUGCCUGGUGCCCUCUCCAUCCCACUCUCCCUGGCCCUAAGACAGGUUCGGGAAGUUCUCUCCCAUUUUAUGUUUUAAAAAGAGAAAAGGAAAAAGAAGAAGAAAGCCGCAAAGCCACCCCACCAGGCCUCCCUGUGCACGUCAUCUCUUGUCUCACUCCCAAGAAGAGAAAUAACCUUCCAAGGGAAGUAGCUCUUCAAACUGGACCCCAAACGGGAGCGGGCUGGAGGCCAGCGUUUCACCUCUCUCCCCUUGCAGGAGCUACGAGGAGAUGUCUUCUCAGCACAGAGUUGUAGCAGUAGCUAGAUGGAAGCCAACUUGUCAAGGGAGGCCAGGAGGUGGAGAGCUGGCAGUGGGGGGACCCGGGGCCUCCAGAAGCUGGGAGCCUCUGCUCUCUUGGAUCCUCUAGUUCUUUGGCAGAGACUACCGUGUGGAGAGCAGGCAGAUUCCACAUUUCCAAUGGGUCUGAAGAGGUCCCCCUUAACCUACCUGGAAGGAGGUGUCCCUUCAUAUUUUGGAAGGUUAAUGGCAUCAAAGGAAGAGAACUCUGGAGGGAAAGGGAAUAGUCCUGCCAGGGACCAUUCCUGCUUCUCCCUCUAUGGACUUGCUACAUGACUUUGGGCAAGUUAUUUUACCUCUCUGUGCCUCAGUUUCUCUCAUCCCCAUUUGGCCUUCCAUUCCUAACCUCUCAAAGGUAGUUGGGAGGAUUAUUUAGGGACCCUCUGGGAGGAGUUCUGAACUCCUAGAAGAAAGGCCUGGAGAAGCUUGGGCUUAUUGUUUUUGAUGUUAUUUGUGGGAAUCACAGUGGGAACCGGAUAAGGUCCACAUCAGAAGACCAUGCAAGAAGGCGACCAUACUAUUCCUCAGACCUGAGAGCGACUUUUAGGGGCUCAGAAGGCUCUUAUUUCUUCCAUCAUCUUCCUUUUUCAAAGGAAGCACCUUUGAAGAAAUCCUCUAAACCAUUUCCCAUUGGUGACUUUCCAAGACCUGGGACCUAUUUCUCUUGUCAAUGGUUCACCACCCCAACAGGUCUUGGGGAGCCACCACUCCUCACCUGGAAGGUGGUCAGUAACUGGACAGCUGUUUAUUUUAAAACCCAUCACUGCCUCUCUUCUGAUGCCCCCCCUCUCCCUCCCCCAAGAUUCCUCAAAAACUGUGUCACGUGACUCCUGCUGUUCCAGGGGUUGAUUUUAUCGUUUUUGUUGGCCAGGGCUUUGGAGCCUCUUUUCCCUUCCUCCCUGGCUGCCUAACUUUUGUUCUUGUCUCUUCAUUUGAGCACCUUGGCAAAAGAUUAGAUGGGGAACAGCAAAGAACUGAAAACCUCAACUGCCCUGUCUUGCUCCUUGUAGGAAGCUCCAGUAUCCAGCAUGGCGGGGAAGAGGUUAUGGUAAUUAACAUUUUUUAAAAAAUGCUUUUGGACUUCUCGGUGGAUUUUGAUUAGCCGCAGCACUCAGACUAUUCCCUGGGGACCAGGGAGCUGGCUUGGCAGCCCUUGGCCAUUGAAAUUUGAACUUGAGGAGACUUUGAAAACGAAGGAGGCCCCACCAGCAAGGGUGCCUUCUAAUUCUGCUGUUCUGCCUUCCUUGAGAACUGAUUGGUUUCUAUAAACAUGCUAGAGAAGCAGUGUCCUGGGAGAGACUCUUAGGGGCAGGGGGAGACCUGGACAGACAGAGAAUGAGAAAAUACCAUUAGAAUUCCCUUUCCCCAGGCCCCCUGAGUACUUUCACUGAGAGGAACCCCUCGCCCCUAUAAUCACACACACACACACACACACAAGUUUUUUCCUUGGGAGGGAAUACUAAAUGGCCCCAGAAGACCACAGACACCAUCACACUCAACACUCAUCUCUUGGACUCUGCUGAGCCAUCUUUCAGUACACAUGGAGGUCCCAGCAUUAGCCUGACCGUUUCCCAGUUCUAUGCCUUCUCCUCCUUACGCUACACAUGGGACUAUACAACCUUCCCCAGUUUCCUCCAACUUGCCCACAGAGUUUGGAAGGCGCUUACCUGGGAAGAUGGCUUGCUGGCACCCCUACCACCAUUUCAGCCACUGGCCUCCUGGAAUCUGCCAGCCAAACCUUCCCCCAACCCAUGGGGCAGCCAAGGGAUGGAGGGCAAACCAAACUAUUUUUUUUAAGAAAAAAAAAGACUACAAAACAGAAUCUAAUGACAUUGGGACUCUUUUGUUUUGUUUUGUCUUUUUGUAGAUGUGUAAUGACUUCUUAUAAACUCAAUUUUUUCAGAUGACUGCUUACUUCAGGUGUUUUUUGUCUACAAUUUGGAGUUAUUGUAAAGUAUCCAAAGAUGUUGAGUACUGUACAUCAACAGGAACUUGAAGCAAAUGGGUGGGGUGGUUUGGUUUGGUUUAUUUGGUCUACUCUUGUUUAUAAAUUUGUUUUGUUUUUCAUUUCCAUUUCCCUGUCUGUCUGUGGGAGAACCUUUGGAAUUUUUCUAUUUAUAGCUCUUUUUUAUGCGAUUGCUUUAUGUACAUUGACACUCAAACGUUUGCCUUAGUGAUUAAAGGGACAAUCUUCCAUAACUUUGGUGGCACGCGGCAUCCUGCCGAGACAAACUCUCAGCUAACUCUCUGGCCUAUUUAUUAAACAGUAUUAAUUGACUUGA